UUACAAAUUUUAACUGGUUAAAUUAUGCAAAUAGUAAAAUAAAAAUGAGAAAAAUUAAAAUAAAUUAAUAAAAAGUGUCAGAGCGUAAUAAAAACAAAAUAAAUAAAAAACAAGUAUACAACGAGUAAAAGGAUGCCGAUUCACUUACCUAUCAAAAUCAUAUUGAAUAUUACAUGCGCCAAUAGCCUUUUUUCUUUAACAUGUAGUGCCACCCAGUGGCGAAAUCCGUCUUUUCUGAUUAGAACAGAAAAAAAAUAUAUAAAAAUAAAAUGCCACAUAUUUGUAUAAUUUAUUUUAAAAGGUUUAAAAGUCGUAAAUAUUUAAUCGGUAAUUUUUUAUAAGUAUAGUUCGUAAAGAAUUUAUUUUCAACCGAUUAUUUUGACUGGUUCACUCCUAUGGACUGAACCUAAUGGGACACGCGCGGUUGUUAUAGCAACAAAACGAAACUUCUACAGCGCUACCGAGGGAACUUGAAGUCUUCCCGAGCUUUAUACCAUAACGAAGAAUUUGAAACAUUUCUGUAUAUUUUCUUAGCACUUUUACAUUCUAAGCAUGAUUCCUCCGUCUGACUCCUUGUUGAAGUAUGAUUAUCCGGUGUUAGUAAGCAAAAAUACAGAGAGGAAGUCUACAAAGAGUCGCCCUUUGAAAGUGAGUCCCCAACAGAUGGUUGACUCCGGCCCAGUCCCACCUCCACCCAAACCCAAGAGUCCCUCAGCGGAUGACAGCAAGCAGCAAACCGAAGAUAUCCUAAAUGCCAUUCUACCACCAAAGGAAUGGAUGGAGGACAACCAGUUAUGGGUGCAGCCAGUGUCCAGCGCUCCAUGUACACGAAUGGAUGUUAUUCAUUUGCAAGAACAGCUGGACAAAAGCCUUCAGGAGAGGCAGGCCAGAGAGACAGGCAUCUGCCCAGUCCGCAGGGAGCUCUACUCUCAAUGCUUUGAUGAGUUAAUCAGACAGGUCACUAUUAACUGUGCCGAGCGAGGCCUCCUGCUGCUGCAAGUGAGAGAUGAGAUCCGCAUGACCAUCGCUGCCUAUCAGACACUGUACGAGAGCAGCGUGGCCUUUGGCAUGAGGAAAGCACUUCAGGGGGAGCAGGGAAAGUCUGACAUGGAGAACAAGAUUUCAGAGUUGGAGAGCGAGAAGCGAGAUUUGGAGAGGCUGUUGAACGAGCAGAAGGCUAAAUGUGAGGCCAUUGAGAGACAGGAAGCAGAACGGCGGGAAAUUGAGGAAAAGAAGCAUGCUGAAGAGGUCCAGUUCCUCAAACGAACCAACCAGCAACUCAAGGCACAACUGGAAGGCAUAAUUACCUUGAAGAAUAAAGCCUAGAUAUUAUUCGAAUAAUAAUACACUCACUAUCUAUUCAGUUUCAAUGAAUAAAACAUUUACAAAAGCA
Messenger RNA from Ctenopharyngodon idella (grass carp), 1393 nucleotides. It is a transcript of the gene dnali1, whose product is annotated as dynein, axonemal, light intermediate chain 1. The record is from RefSeq and is a predicted model, not a curated record. NCBI's taxonomy places the organism in Eukaryota, Metazoa, Chordata, Actinopteri, Cypriniformes, Xenocyprididae. Gene Ontology annotation, molecular function: dynein heavy chain binding. The transcript has 6 exons. Gene Ontology annotation, cellular component: axoneme; filopodium. The coding region runs from base 553 to 1326 and encodes 257 amino acids.